This is a messenger RNA of Lasiosphaeria miniovina, 1185 nucleotides long. Its product is annotated as Lactonase, 7-bladed beta-propeller-domain-containing protein. NCBI's taxonomy places the organism in Eukaryota, Fungi, Ascomycota, Sordariomycetes, Sordariales, Lasiosphaeriaceae. Gene Ontology annotation, molecular function: 6-phosphogluconolactonase activity; protein binding. The record is from RefSeq and is a predicted model, not a curated record. Bases 1 to 1185 code for a protein of 394 amino acids. The transcript has 2 exons.
AUGGUGGGAAUCAUGACGCCCAAGGGGCUCCUGUCGCUCUUGCUGGCAGCUCCGGCCUCGGCCGAGAUCCUGUUCGCCACCUCGUAUAACGACCAUGCGCUCUACACGCUGAGCCUGAACGCGUCGUCGCUUGCCGUCGUGGCCAAGUCGUAUGACUGCGGGUCUGAGCCGACGUGGCUGACCCUCGACUACGCAAAGUCGGUCCUCUACUGCCUGAACGAGGGCUGGGGCGGCGCCGCCUCCAUCACGUCGUACAAGACGACUGGCGGCGCCCUGUCCAAGCUGGAUGUCCUGCCGGUCCUCAAGAGCCCCGUGGCCUCGACCCUGUUUGGGCCCAACAAGACGGGGCUGGCUGUUGCCUACUACGACACUUCGUCCUUCAUCACCUUCUCCGUCGCCGAUCCGUCAAAACUGGCUCUGCAGCAGCAAGAGACGUACAAACUCGCCUCGCCCGGCCCCGUUCCCGACCGCCAGGACGUCCCCCACAUCCACGAUGCCAUUCUCGACCCGACAGGCAAAUAUCUCGUGGCCACAGACCUCGGUGCCGACUUGCUCCGCAUCUACAAGAUUAGCAAUUGCGCCAAGAACGUCACCGAGCUGACGCCAGUCAAGGCGGUUCCCGGGUCUGGCCCGAGACACGGCGCCUUUGCGACGGCUGGCAAGAGCACGUAUUUCUACAAUGUCAAUGAGCUGUCCAACACCAUCACCGGCUACAGCGUGUCGUACGACAACAAGUCGGGCCCUGCCUUCACCCGCCUCUUCGACUUCAGCACGCACGGCCCGGGCGGCACGGUCCCCGCCGGCACCAAGGCCGCCGAGCUGGUCGUCUCUCCCGACCAGAAGUUCGUCAUCCUGUCGUCGCGCGGCGAGAGCAGCCUGACGAUCCCCAACUUCGACGCGGGCAACUCGACGGCGCUGCCGUCGGACCCGCUGGUGUCGUUCGCCAUCGACGGCGCGACGGGCGCGCUCAAGCUGGCGCAGGUGGCGCCGGCCGGCGGCGUCAACCCGCGCGGCUUCUCGCUCAACAAGGCCGGCACGCUCGUCGCCUCGGCCCUGCAGGACGACAACCGCGUCGUCGUCAUCGCCCGCGACCCCGCCACAGGCCUGCUGGGCAACAUUGUCGCGCACGCUGUCGUGGGUGUCGGUGCUGGCAACGGGCCCAACUACGCUCUGUUUAAUGAGUAG